AUGGCGGUAAACCGCAUUCGGGGCGCCUUUGCGCCGCCUCGAAAGGGAGAGACGUUCGAGCUACGCGCUGGCCUCGUGUCCCAGUAUGCGUACGAGCGCAAGGAGUCGAUUCAAAAGACCAUCAUGGCCAUGACCCUUGGCAAGGAUGUCUCCGCCCUGUUCCCCGACGUGCUGAAGAAUAUCGCGACCGCCGAUCUGGACCAGAAGAAGCUGGUCUACCUGUAUCUCAUGAACUAUGCCAAAUCGCACCCCGACCUCUGUAUCCUUGCCGUCAACACAUUCGUCCAAGACUCGGAAGACCCGAACCCUUUAGUUAGAGCGCUGGCUAUCCGAACCAUGGGCUGCAUCCGGGUAGAUAAAAUGGUCGAUUACAUGGAAGAGCCGCUGCGCAAAACGUUACGAGACGAAUCGCCCUACGUGCGAAAGACGGCCGCCAUUUGCGUUGCCAAGCUAUUCGAUCUCAACCCGACCAUGUGCAUAGAGAACGGAUUUCUGGAGACACUGCAAGAAAUGAUUGGCGAUCCCAACCCCAUGGUCGUGGCCAACUCAGUCCAGGCGCUCUCUGAGAUUACCGAGACGGCACCAGAGACCAGUGCGCUCAUCAUCACACCGGCGACGCUCAAGAAGCUGAUGCUCGCCCUCAACGAGUGCACGGAAUGGGGCCGCGUGACAAUUCUGAGCACUCUGGCAGCCUACUCUGCUAGCGACGUGAAGGAGUCGGAGCACAUUUGCGAGAGAGUUGCACCUCAGUUCCAGCACGUCAACCCCAGUGUCGUCCUGGCCGCGAUCAAAGUCGUCUUUACCCACAUGAGAUCGAUAAAUCCGGAGCUCGUGGGGUCAUACCUCAAGAAGAUGGCUCCUCCCCUAGUUACGCUUGUUGCCUCGGCGCCCGAAGUCCAAUACGUUGCUCUAAGAAACAUUGAUCUCCUGCUCCAGGCGAAGCCGGACAUUCUCAGCAAAGAGCUUCGCGUCUUUUUCUGCAAAUACAACGACCCUCCCUAUGUUAAACUUCAGAAGCUCGAGAUUAUGGUCAGAAUAGCAAACGAGAAGAACUACGAGCAGCUCCUUUCCGAGCUUAAGGAAUACGCUCUGGAAGUUGACAUGGACUUUGUUCGCAGAGCCGUCAAGGCUAUCGGCCAGGUUGCCAUCAAGAUUGAGAAUGCUAGCGCCAAGUGCGUGGAGGCUCUGGAGGACUUGAUCUCCACAAAGGUCAACUAUGUUGUGCAAGAGGCGGUAGUUGUCAUCAAGGACAUUUUGCGCAAGUAUCCCGGCUUUGAGGGCGUCAUCCCCGCUCUCUGCAACUAUAUUGACGAACUGGACGAGCCUGAAGCUCGCGGAUCUCUGAUCUGGAUCGUUGGAGAAUACGCUGAAAAAAUUAGCAAUGCCGACCAGAUUCUGGAGAGCUUUGUGGAGGGCUUCAUGGAGGAAUUUACUCAGACUCAACUGCAAAUAUUGACAGCCGUUGUCAAGCUGUUUCUGAAGAAGCCCAGCAACAGCCAGAACCUUGUUCAAAAGGUGUUGCAACAGGCCACUGUAGAAAACGACAACCCCGAUAUCCGCGACAGAGCAUACGUCUACUGGCGACUGCUCUCUGGCGACCUGGAUGUUGCCAAGAACAUUAUUCUCUCACAAAAGCCUACCAUUACGACGACAAUGACCAGCCUGCCGCCAGCUCUUCUGGAACAACUUCUGAUGGAACUGUCCACACUAGCUUCUGUCUACCACAGGCCUCCCGAGUCGUUCGUAGGCAAGGGCCGCUACGGCGCCGACGAGAUUCAGCGUGCCGCCAUCCAAGAACAGCGCCAAAACGCCGCCGAGGAGCCCAUUGCUGCUUCUGUCGCGGCGGCGGCUAGCGGCGCCAACGGAUCCCAGAGCAACAUUGAGAACCUGCUGGACAUUGACUUUGACGGCGCUGCUCCUGCUUCACGCGAACACGGCAGCGCCUCGCAGACGCCGGACCGCGUUGCCAGCCCUGCUUCUGGCGCGGCGUCUGGUGGCAUGGCCGACAUGAUGAGCAUGUUUGACGCGCCAGCGGCUCAGAGUACUCCUGCUGCCCAGGCGCCGGCCGGCAGCAGCGGCAUGAAUGACCUGAUGAAUGGUUUCGAGGGAAUGAAUUUUGGUGCCCCAGCCAGUGAUCCGCUGCCGGCUGCGAUGCAGCUGCAGAAUGCCCAGGGCAGCGCGUCGCAACCGUCGCAGCAGCAGCAGCAGCAGGGAGCGAGCGAUGAUCUUUUGGGAUUGCUGUAA
Molecule: messenger RNA, 2244 nt
Organism: Akanthomyces muscarius
Lineage: Eukaryota; Fungi; Ascomycota; Sordariomycetes; Hypocreales; Cordycipitaceae
Exons: 5
Coding region: 1-2244 (747 amino acids)
Biological process (GO): vesicle-mediated transport; intracellular protein transport
Cellular component (GO): membrane coat
Molecular function (GO): clathrin binding
Source: RefSeq, a predicted model, not a curated record